Messenger RNA from Bombyx mandarina (wild silkworm), 1710 nucleotides. RefSeq names its product lysosome membrane protein 2. Gene Ontology annotation, cellular component: membrane; cytoplasm. Gene Ontology annotation, molecular function: scavenger receptor activity. Lineage: Eukaryota; Metazoa; Arthropoda; Insecta; Lepidoptera; Bombycidae. The record is from RefSeq and is a predicted model, not a curated record.
AUGGUGAUCGGAGCCAAAAUAACGCUGCAGAACAUGCCAAGCAAAGGGCAUGUGUCUCUCCUCAGGUUACAGAGUUUCACAGUGGAGAAACGACACUCAUUAAUAAAGCUGUCGUAUGGAUCACUUCUGAUUUUGACUGCAAUUGUUUUGGUGGCCAUCAAUCCGAUUCAGUUGAUCUCUGACGGGUUGUUGGUGAUGAAAGAAGGUUCGUUUCUUUACACGAUGUGGGAGGCGCCACCGUACCAGGUCUACUCCGAGAUCCACCUCUUCAACUACACAAACGUCGAGGAGUACAUUAGCGGAGCUGCUGAUAAGUUGAAAGUGCAAGAAGUCGGACCUUUCAGAUUUCUAGAAAUCAGAACAAACGAAAACAUAACAGUCGAUGAGGGUAGAGGAGUGAUGACCAUGAAGCCGAAAUUGGCUUUGAAGUUCCUCAGAGACCAGUCCGUGGGUGACCUGGAGAACAUCACUAUUGUUGCACCGAAUAUCGCACUACUGGCCUUAAGUACGUUGGCGGCCGACAAAUUGGCGUACUGGGGCAACGUGGGAGCUUACUACUCUAUAAAAGCCCUGGGAGUUAAUUUGUUCAGGAAUUUGACGGCCAAUGAAGUCCUCUGGGGCUAUUACGACCCGCUGGUCUCCAUAGCCAACACAUUACUGCCUGGCUGGAUUGAUUUUUCUAAGCUUGGGAUAUUAGAUCGGUUUUACGCGGAGCGUGACGACCUGGUUGAAGUUGAAUUAGGUGACGCAAGUCGGAAAUACUCCAUCAACAGCUGGAACGGAUCUCCUGGAUUAUUAGAACAGGGCUUCACGGACUUGAAUACCAGCUCACCAUGCAACACUAUCCAGGGUACAUAUGAAGGUUUGAUGAUAACUCCGAAUCGUCCCACGGAUAAGGAUAUCCCGGUCUUCAGAAAGCAAGGGUGCAGGAUCUUCCCUUUUUCAUUCCACAGCGAGUCUUCUGCUGAAUACGGAUUUAAUGUUAGAAGAUACGAAUUAAAGGAUACAGCCUUCAACAGGUCGUCACCCUACGUCUGCAAAUGCAAGUACAAUUGUCUACCCGAUGGCUUCGUGGAUGUUAGCCGAUGUUAUUAUGGCUUUCCAAUAGCGUUAUCCAAGGCGCAUCUAUUAGACGUUGAUCCUGCGAUACAGUCCCAUUUCGAAGGCAUGAAGCCGGAUCCAGCGAAACAUACAUCAUUCAUACACAUAGAGCCUACUAUAGGAGCUCCUUUGGCUGUAAGAACGACGCUCCAAGUGAACAUAGCUGUGAGGAUGUCAGAAGGGAAUCCAAUCACGAAACCUCUCCAAGAUAAAGUGAUGCCGCUGAUGUUGCUCUCCUUGUCCUGCGAAACCCCUCCGCCGAGCAUCAUCAAAUUGUUGCGACUCAAGUUCGUCAUAGGACCAGCCCUGCUCAUCACGUUUAUCGUCUUCCUCUUUGCAGCCGGAGUAGCUACCGGUAUUUGGGGAUUUUACCGCAUCUUCAAACCCAAAUACAAGCUGCUCACUCAGGAAUUCAACAGAAAAACUAUAGAGAAGAAAAUCAGUAUGGAAAGGAGAAAGAGCAUUGAGAGAAGGCGAAAAAGUUUUGAAAGGAGAAAGAGUUCAAUGUUAAAUGUCGUGGAGAAUUUAGGACUGGUUAAGGUUAAGGAGGAUCUGGCUAAAGAGGCCGUCUCUUUGUUAGGUAUGAGCGAUAAUGAUGAUUUGGUGUAG